CUUUACAAAUCUCUUGUGCUACCCUAGCUGUCGAUCUACUCCGUAAUUGAACUCCAUUUCCAGCAGGCGCGGCGGAAGUAGUCCCAUGGGUAUUGAUUUGGAAGCCGGAGGCAAGUGCAAGAAGACCAAGCGCACUGCGCCUAAGUCCAAUGACAUUUACCUGAAGCUUCUCGUGAAGUUGUAUCGGUUUCUCGUGAGGAGGACCUCGAGCAGCUUCAAUAAGGUGAUAUUGAAGCGUUUGAUCAUGAGCAGGGUCAACAAAGCUCCGCUUUCGCUAUCGCGGCUCGCUCAGCUCAUGAAGAACAAGGAGGACAAGAUAGCUGUUCUUGUAGGGCCUGUAACCGAUGAUAUUCGGGUGCAUGACAUCCCUUCCAUGAAGGUUACUGCCCUGAGGUUUACAGAAAGAGCCAGGGCUAGGAUUGAGAAGGCUGGUGGUGAAUGUCUGACCUUUGACCAGCUUGCUCUUAGAGCCCCUCUUGGACAGAACACGGUACUACUGAGAGGUUCUCCUAAAGCUCGUGAAGCUGUGAAGCACUUUGGUCCUGCUCCGGGUGUGCCACACAGCCACACCAAGCCUUAUGUGCGUGCCAAAGGAAGGAAGUUUGAGAGGGCAAGAGGAAAGAGAAACAGCAGGGGUUUCAGGGUUUGAAUUAAAUUUAUGUUACUUUUCUUGGCAACUGACACUGAGAUGUUGGCCUCCACCCUCGAGAGUUUUGUUCUUGUUUCAACGUUAUGGAUACAUGUUAUCAUUGAGUGUACUCUAUAUUUUCUAGUAACAUCUAAACUUGCCCUUGUUUUUGAAUUCUAUUUCAAAUAGUUUUUUGAGUUCA
Salvia hispanica is the source of this 830-nucleotide messenger RNA. RefSeq names its product large ribosomal subunit protein eL18y. NCBI's taxonomy places the organism in Eukaryota, Viridiplantae, Streptophyta, Magnoliopsida, Lamiales, Lamiaceae. Gene Ontology annotation, molecular function: structural constituent of ribosome; RNA binding. Gene Ontology annotation, biological process: translation. Gene Ontology annotation, cellular component: ribosome; cytosolic large ribosomal subunit. The record is from RefSeq and is a predicted model, not a curated record.